Messenger RNA from Phaeoacremonium minimum UCRPA7, 1332 nucleotides. RefSeq names its product putative elongation factor tu protein. Gene Ontology annotation, molecular function: translation elongation factor activity; GTP binding; GTPase activity. The transcript has 3 exons. Bases 1 to 1332 code for a protein of 443 amino acids. Gene Ontology annotation, cellular component: mitochondrion. Gene Ontology annotation, biological process: mitochondrial translational elongation. NCBI's taxonomy places the organism in Eukaryota, Fungi, Ascomycota, Sordariomycetes, Togniniales, Togniniaceae. The record is from RefSeq and is a predicted model, not a curated record.
AUGUCUGCAUCUCUCAGAACAAUUGCCCCGUUCUUACGGACGGCGCGCUCCUCCUUCAGGAAACCGGCGCAUCCUUUGAUCGCCCUGCAGAGACAGAGCGCGACCCCAGUCCUUAACCUUUACAGAGGAUAUGCUGUCUACGAGAGGACGAAGCCUCACGUGAACAUCGGCACCAUUGGUCACGUCGAUCAUGGAAAGACCACACUGUCCGCAGCUAUCACAAAGAGACAAGCCGACAAGGGAAUGGCAAACUUCCUCGACUAUGGCUCCAUCGAUAAGGCGCCCGAAGAGCGAAAGCGUGGUAUUACCAUCUCGACGGCGCACAUCGAGUACUCCACUGAGGCUCGUCACUACUCCCACGUCGACUGUCCCGGUCACGCCGAUUACAUCAAGAACAUGAUUACGGGUGCCGCCAACAUGGACGGUGCAAUCAUCGUCGUUGCUGCGUCCGAUGGUCAGAUGCCCCAGACCCGAGAGCAUCUUCUGCUGGCCCGACAGGUCGGUGUCCAGAAGAUUGUUGUCUUCGUCAACAAGGUUGAUGCCCUCGAGGACCCCGAGAUGUUGGAGCUUGUCGAGAUGGAGAUGCGUGAGCUGCUGAACACAUACGGCUUCGAGGGUGACGAGACCCCCGUCAUCCUGGGCUCUGCCCUGUGCGCUCUGGACGGCCGCCGACCAGAGAUUGGCGAGCAGAAGAUCGACGAGCUGCUAAAGGCCGUAGACGAGUGGAUCCCGACCCCUGAGCGUGACCUCGACAAGCCCUUCCUGAUGUCUGUCGAGGAUGUCUUCUCGAUUGCUGGCCGCGGUACCGUCGCAUCUGGCCGUGUCGAGCGUGGUGUGCUGAAGAAGGAUUCUGAGGUUGAGCUGGUCGGCAAGGGUGGUGAGGUCAUCAAGACCAAGGUCACCGACAUCGAGACCUUCAAGAAGUCCUGCGACGAGUCCCGCGCUGGUGACAACUCUGGUCUGCUGCUCCGUGGUGUCCGCAGAGAGGACGUCAGACGUGGAAUGGUCAUCACCAAGCCUGGCAGUGUUUCCGCCCACACUGAGUUCCUGAUCUCCAUGUACGUUCUGUCCAAGGAGGAAGGUGGUCGUCACACCGGUUUCCACGAGAACUACCGCCCUCAGAUGUACAUCCGUACCGCUGAUGAGUCUUGCGCUCUUUACUUCCCCGAGGGCACCGAGGACGCCAGCUCCAAGAUGGUCAUGCCCGGAGACAACGUUGAGAUGGUUGCCAAGCUCCACGCACCCUGUGCUGUCGAGGCUGGCCAGCGCGUGAACAUCCGUGAGGGAGGCAGGACCGUCGCCACUGGUCUGAUCACUAGAAUUAUCAAAUAA